This is a messenger RNA of Fukomys damarensis (Damara mole-rat), 1303 nucleotides long. RefSeq names its product coactosin like F-actin binding protein 1 (gene Cotl1). NCBI's taxonomy places the organism in Eukaryota, Metazoa, Chordata, Mammalia, Rodentia, Bathyergidae. The record is from RefSeq and is a predicted model, not a curated record. Gene Ontology annotation, cellular component: site of polarized growth; cortical actin cytoskeleton; actin filament. The transcript is spliced from 3 exons. The coding region runs from base 16 to 303 and encodes 95 amino acids. Gene Ontology annotation, molecular function: actin filament binding. Gene Ontology annotation, biological process: regulation of actin filament polymerization.
ACCGGCUCCGGCGUGAUGGCGAUGACAUCAGCCUAUGACGUCCGGCUGUUUGCCUUCGUGCGCUUCACCACGGGGGACGCCAUGAGCAAGCGGUCCAAGUUCGCCCUCAUCACGUGGAUCGGGGAGAACGUCAGCGGGCUGCAGCGCGCCAAGACCGGCACGGACAAGACCCUGGUGAAGGAAGUGGUGCAGAAUUUCGCUAAAGAGUUUGUGACCAGUGACCGGAGGGAGCUGGAGGAAGACUUCAUCAAGAGUGAGCUGAAGAAGGCGGGGGGCGCAAACUAUGAUGCCCAGACGGAGUAACCCCACCCUCCGCGCCCCCAGUCACCGCAACCCCGGGAGGGGACCGCCGGCCUCGCCACCAGCCCACGGGGAGAGGACAAGCUAGGAGAGGCCUCACCGCCGCCUGUGUCUGUGGCGCGGAGCCCCUUUCCUGUCCCCUCCUGACCCCGCUGUGUCCCGUCUCACGACGCUCAUGGAACAUCUUCAUUUGAUCUUUUCCUCUCUUUUCUUUUCCUAGAGAAAAAUCAUUUUGAUGCCAAGGUCAUGCACUUAAUCAGCCCCACGUGCCUCUCAGGGCAGCCCCGUCCCUGGUAUUUCUCUUGUGCUCCUCGUAGCCCAAGAGAACACCAUGGCCUCUCUUUGAUUUCCGACCCUGACCCAUGCCAUCCUGGUUUCCUUGGGCCUCCUGCUUCCUGUGAGGCUGCUGCUGCACCAGAGGCUGCUGCAGCCUUCCUGAACACACGCAUUGAUGUAUCAGUGGGCACAGGCCUCCUGCAAAUGCUCCUGGGCCCUCAUCCCACCCCUGAAGUUGCAUGGAGACAGUGUUGCCUGCUGGGGAGAAGCCUAGGUCUGGCUCGGACCAAGUAAGAAAUUAAAACAUUUGCCUUAAAACUGCCUGGCAGUAGCUUUUGCCAUCAGGUCUGGAACCCCCCAGCCCCACCCUUGGGCCUGAAAUCUCCCCAGAAUGAGGAGACGUCUGAGGCCGGGGUGAUGGAGGACCAUUUCCAGGCUGACCCCAGGGGCUCCCAGAGGGGUGAGAUGGAGGUAGGAGGCCACGUGGGGAGUGGGACUUGGGGAGCGGGUGCACGUGAACCCCAGGCCCCCCCAGGAUCUGACUUUGCUGCGUUUGAAGAAAGAUGAGAUUGGCUUGGUUCCUGUGAGCACACUUUCUAGGGUUCUUUUUCCUUUUUUCCUUGCUCCUUUCAUUUGGGGAAGAAAAUUGUACUGUAUGCGGUGUGAAGACCAGCUCUGUCACCAAGCAGUUUACAGAAAUAAAUGUGUUGUGUUUUUAAAAAAAAAA